AUGCAGGGAACGUGGAACCUGUUUAAGACGAACUAUCCAAAUAUCUCACCGGGGCUCCGUGUUUUUGUGCGCCAGUCCGUUGAUGCGUUCAAGACGUGGAGGAAAAUUUACCAUCGUGGCCGCCAGUAUGGCCCAACGGACUAUGUAGAGCAGGCGGAGGUGUAUUCACCGGACUACUGGAAGCGCGGCAUCUCACAGGAGAAGAAUGUGUGGGUGGAUAUGAAGCUUAGCGAGGAGGUCUCGCAGAAGGAGCUAGCGCAGCUGAUUCGGUGCAAGUUGGACGCCUGGCGCGUUGCCCACGUUUGCGCGGCGCCCCUUCUCAUAGGUGGAUAUGCCCUGCCGCUGGCGGUGCUCUGGCUUUCAAGCUACACGUGGGUGCCCUAUUCCUUUUGUCUGACGGAGGAGGAAAAGAAGGAGUGGUACGAAGCGCAGGACCUCUACCGCUACCGCAGCAUCCCGUCCUUCCUGGCGGAUACGAAAUGGUAUUUUGACUUCCACGCAUACCCUUUCAACGCUGUCCAUGAGCGCGCUUGGGAGGAGCUUUUCGAGAAGAACAAUGUGCGCCGCGACCCCAAGGUGGUGCGGCCGGCAGCUGAGAUGUACGAAGGAUUCAUUCGUUUCGAUUGGAUCCGACGUAAGUCCCUACGCCACCUCGCGCGCAGCAUGAAUCUCCCAACCUUUCCCAUGCUCACUCGGAUGUGUGCCAUGACGCGCAUACGGGACUAUUGGAACUUGAUUUGGAAUGAGGACUACAUGGUUAUCACCCAGGAGCUUCAUAAGACGAUGUCCCGUGACGAGCUCUACGAGUUCGCCUGGCGUCGAUUCCUCGCGCCGUAUGACAAAAACCUUUCACAAGCUCAGUUGAUCGAGCGAGUAAACGACUACUUUGAGUUCUUGGGCCCUGACUUCGUGAAGGAGGGAAAAACUCCCAAUCUCAUUGUUCUGUCCUGCUACGUUUUUGGCUACUACAACGAUCCCGCGUAUCUAGUUGAGGAUAUCAGUGAUCUUGAGAAGAACGACUUUCAGUAUAUGUCUGGCCUCGCUAAGGACGCUUUCAUGCGUCGCUUGGAGUUCGAAAACGGCCCCCUCCGUGAUCAGGUAGAGGUGCACACGCAAAAGCUUUUGGCUGAACGCGCUGCUGCGGCUGCCAAGGGGUUGAACAGCAAAGAAGUCGAAGCAUAA
Molecule: messenger RNA, 1182 nt
Organism: Phytomonas sp. EM1
Lineage: Eukaryota; Euglenozoa; Kinetoplastea; Trypanosomatida; Trypanosomatidae
Source: the annotation of a GenBank genome assembly